UUUUGAUUAUUCUAUUUGAAUAAAGAAUUAUUCUAAUAUCAAUCUCCCAUUGAACAAUGAUUUAUCCACUUUUUUCCAGACUCAUUUCUGUAUAUUUUUGUUCAAUAUGUCAUCACUGCUAGGCUUGCAGGCUUAUGGUAGUGAUGAGGACAUGAGUGGAGAUGAGGUUAAUGAACCUGAAAAAUCAUCAGUUGAUCAAGAGACACCUCAGCACCUAUUGCCUCUACCCAGUAACUCUCUUCUCAGUAAAAGAGUAGAAAUAGCACCCGUUGCAAUACCUACUAAUAAUUUGGAUGACCGGCUGCACAUAGACCCUCUGACCAAAGAGCUCUCCUACAAUCCUCGGUACGAUGUCCUGGCCGCCCCUGUGCUUGGUCCUGAGCUGCCUAAUCAAUCUGCCUUCCACAAGAUGAAGCGCAACAUGCUUUCUGGCUUUGCUGAGGCUGCUCAUGUCUCUGAUUUUGAGUUUGAGAAAGAACGAAGGACCUUCACUUCUUAUGGUUAUGCUGUGGAUCCUUCCAUAUCAAGUGAUCCUGGAGAAGGGCUGAAGAUGGUCGGCGACACAGCAGCUGCUCGCAAGUCUGACAAUGUUUCUGUGUUUGAAUCCAAAAAGCGAUAUACCACUGAAACAAAGAGGAAGAGAGAUUCAAAUUCUGACCCCACAGACAUUGAUGGCUUCAAAGGACCUUGGGCCAAGUAUGAAAACGAAAAAACAGUGAUGUGCCCAAGCGAGGAGGAGAAAAUUCAACUUGAUGAAAUUCUAGCCAAACGUCAGAAGCGCGGCAAGCAGACUGAUGAUAAAAUCGAGGAAGAAAAGACUUUACUUCAUCUCAGAACUGCCUCUGAUUAUCAAGGACGGUCAUUUUUGCAUGUGCCUCAAGAUGUUGGAGUCAAUCUCAAGUCAGACGAACCUCCUGCCAAAUGCUUCAUGCCCAAGAAGCUUAUCCAUACGUGGAAGGGACAUAAUAAAGGUGUUUCCGCCAUCCGAUGGUUCCCUAAAUCUGCUCAUCUUCUCUUGUCGUGCUCUAUGGAUACGAAAGUCAAGAUAUGGGAAGUUUACAACGAGAGAAGGUGCAUCCGCACCUACAUGGGUCACAAGCAAGCCGUGCGAGACGUCUCUUUCGACAACGAUGGCAAGAGGUUCCUGUCAUGUGGGUAUGAUCGCUACAUUAAACUGUGGGACACUGAGACUGGCGAAUGUAUUUCACGUUUUACAAACAGAAAAGUUCCGUAUUGCGUCAAGUUUCAUCCGGAUGAAGACAAGCAAGACUUGUUUGUUGCUGGAACUUCAGACAAGAAAAUUGUUUGUUGGGAUAUAAGAACGGGGGAAAUAGUUCAGGAGUACGACCGUCAUCUUGGUGCGGUAAACACCAUCACAUUUGUUGAUGAAAAUCGUCGUUUCGUAUCCACUUCAGACGACAAAAGUUUGAGAGUGUGGGAGUGGGAUAUUCCAGUCGACUUCAAAUACAUUGCAGAUCCCACGAUGCACUCCAUGCCCGCAGUAACGCAGAGCCCCAACAAGAAGUGGCUCGCGUGUCAGAGCAUGGACAACAAAAUCGUAAUAUUCUCGUCGCUGGAUCGCUUCAAACUGAACCGCAAGAAGACGUUCACGGGUCACAUGGUCGCUGGGUAUGCCUGCAACCUGGACUUCUCUCCCGACAUGAGCUACCUCAUCUCAGGAGACGCCGACGGCCGAGCUUACGUGUGGGACUGGAAGACCACGAAGCUGUACCAGAAGUGGAAGGCACAUGACGAUGUCUGUAUCGGCAUCUUGUGGCAUCCUCACGAGACGAGCAAAAUCGCCACAGCUGGUUGGGACGGUCUCAUCAAGUACUGGGAUUAACUUAUUUGUAACAACUCCGACGCUAAUAACGCUAAAUUCAUCCCGAUAUCUUAAAUCAUUUCAACAUUAAAAAUUUUAGCAAUUUUGCUUAUAAUCAUGCUGAUUAGCUGGGGAUGUUCGUGUGAUGUGCCGUGUUAUUUAAUAAAUGACAUCUUUCUGUGCAUCCUCCAGCGAUUUACUGAUGUCUCCUCCUCAGAUGCUAAUAUCGCACAUAACACACGUGGAACCACCUAUGAGAACACUUAGGCCAUUUGAUGUGUGUGAAUGCCACACUUUUUAUUUGAAAGUAUAAGAAUGAAGUCGGCUCGUCAUCAUUAGACAAGAAAAUUGCUUUAUCUAUGGAGUCGUAUGUUUGUUUGCCACCGAAACUCUUUCUACAUCUUAUUUAAUUAUACAGGGUUCUAUUGGAUCUUUAAUUCUAUUAAACUGAAAUUUUA
Hyalella azteca is the source of this 2280-nucleotide messenger RNA. RefSeq names its product pre-mRNA-processing factor 17. NCBI's taxonomy places the organism in Eukaryota, Metazoa, Arthropoda, Malacostraca, Amphipoda, Hyalellidae. The transcript has 3 exons. Gene Ontology annotation, molecular function: protein binding; mRNA binding. Bases 107 to 1843 code for a protein of 578 amino acids. Gene Ontology annotation, cellular component: catalytic step 2 spliceosome. The record is from RefSeq and is a predicted model, not a curated record. Gene Ontology annotation, biological process: mRNA splicing, via spliceosome.